AUGGCGUCUUUGUCCAAAAUCGCUAUCGUCACCUGUGGACUCUUGAAUGGGGCAAACGCAUGGGGCUCACUAGGACAUGCAACAGUCGCCUAUGUUGCGCAGAAUUAUCUGUCUGCUGACACAGCAACAUGGGCCCAAGGUGUCCUCGGCGACACAUCCACCUCAUACUUGGCCAACAUAGCUUCGUGGGCUGACUCAUACCGCGCAACUAGCGCAGGCAAAUGGUCCGCACCAUUUCACUUCAUCGAUGCAGAGGACAAUCCUCCAACAGACUGCAACGUGGACUAUGACCGCGAUUGCGGAGACUCCGGAUGCUCAAUCUCGGCUAUCGCUAAUUACACACAACGUGUCGGUGAUGAUCGCCUCUCAUCCGCCCACAUUGAAGAGGCGCUGAAAUUCCUCGUUCACAUCAUCGGUGAUCUAACUCAGCCUCUGCACGACGAGGCAUACGAAGUCGGUGGCAAUGAUAUUGCUGUCACCUUCAAUGGCUAUAGUGAUAAUCUCCAUUCGGAUUGGGAUACAUACAUGCCCGAGCAGUUGAUUGGUGGUUAUGCGUUGACUGAUGCUCAGUCGUGGGCCAACACUCUAAUCGACGAAAUUACCUCGGGAACCUACAAAUCCGAAGCCGCAAGCUGGAUUGAGGGUGACACAAUUAGCGAUGUUGUUACAACUGCUACACGAUGGGCAUCGGAUGCCAAUGCUUACGUGUGCACUGUUGUUAUGCCGGAUGGAGCUGCUGCGUUGCAGACCGGGGAUCUGUAUCCGACUUAUUAUAAUUCUGCGAUCGGUACUAUCGAGUUGCAGAUUGCCAAGGGAGGCUACCGUCUUGGAAACUGGCUUAACUUGAUCUACCAUACCACGGUCGCGAAACGUGAUGUUGAAACCUUGGUUGAGAGGGAUGCCGCGCCGGUGGGUCGCGAUUUUCUGCCACCGUCUCGUCCGCUGAGCCGGGCGAAGAUAGCUAGAGCUGCUAUGGAAGGAUCCUGCUGCAAUUCAGGGAAGCGAGACCAUGCACACUAA
Molecule: messenger RNA, 1020 nt
Organism: Penicillium longicatenatum
Lineage: Eukaryota; Fungi; Ascomycota; Eurotiomycetes; Eurotiales; Aspergillaceae
Product: S1/P1 nuclease
Exons: 2
Coding region: 1-1020 (339 amino acids)
Biological process (GO): DNA catabolic process
Molecular function (GO): endonuclease activity; nucleic acid binding
Source: RefSeq, a predicted model, not a curated record